Molecule: messenger RNA, 474 nt
Organism: Vicia villosa (hairy vetch)
Lineage: Eukaryota; Viridiplantae; Streptophyta; Magnoliopsida; Fabales; Fabaceae
Exons: 1
Coding region: 1-474 (157 amino acids)
Source: RefSeq, a predicted model, not a curated record
AUGAGCUGGCUGGAGUUCAACUAUGUUCAUAUUAAUUGCUACAACAAGUUUGUUGGGUUUCUUGCUCCUGAUGAGGAGGAGGAAGCUUGUUUACUGACUGCUAGGCAAUUGUCCAAGUUGAUGCGGGAUGAAGCUCAGGUGUUUUCGUUGAUUGCAUCUUUGUCUGUUGAAAGUCAAGUUGCGAUUGAUGAGUUACAGGUGGUGCGUGACUUUGGUGAAGUUUUUUCGGAUGAUAUAUUAGAUGUGCCUCCAGAAAGAGAAGUAGAGUUCUCGAUUGAUCUUGUUCUUGGUAUCAGACCCGUUCCUAUGAUACCAUACAGGAUGUCGACAUCUGAGUUAGCAGAGCUGAAGAAGCAAUUAGAAGACUUGCUUGAAAAGAAAUUUGUGAGACCAAGUGUGUCGCCCUGGGGAGCUCCGGUGUUGUUGGUGAAGAAGAAAGAUGAUAGUAUGAGAUUGUGCGUAGACUACCCAUAG